AUGGCGAGUCCCAUAAGUGCAGUAAAAGCUGGUGUGGUGGCGAGCACAAAUAUUGUCCCGCAACUACCAAGAAUUCACACACAGGCCCAUAGAGCCCCUAGUAUCCUUCUGGAUGUGCUUGCAAGUCCUGAUUGGCAGCCCACAAAUUCUGCAGCACACGUACUUCCCCCACUCACUGCCCAACCAGAAAUUCAGGUGGAAACAGCAAAUUUAAACUACUCCCCUUAAUUUUUUUGGAGCUGUUUUUUUUACGGAAUAUCUGUAUGCAUUGAUUGUGGAUCAAAGCAAUUUAUAUGCACAACAAUUUAUCGCUGCCAAUCCAAAUUUAAACCUUGCCAGACCAUUCGCAUGGAAACCCAUUAGUUUCCAAAUUUAAAUUUUUUUGGGCCUAACCCUCAACAUAGGCAUUACUAAAAAAAAUUAAUUGUGGUUGUAUUGGUCCACAGACCCGAUUCUUCACAUGCCCAUGUUCUCUACUGCCAUGGCCAGGCAUAGAUAUGAGAGUAUAA
Messenger RNA from Staurois parvus, 509 nucleotides. NCBI's taxonomy places the organism in Eukaryota, Metazoa, Chordata, Amphibia, Anura, Ranidae. The record is from the annotation of a GenBank genome assembly.